AUGCAUACUCAGUGGGUCAAGAUCAGCUUGGCCCUUCUCUUAACCAAGACUGCCUCCGCGUCUUUUAGCAUCUACGCCAAUUAUGACCACCAUGCUAUUGCUGCAGCUUUGGGUAUCUCUUCCUAUUGCCUGUCGGCCCUAAACCAGACUGUUGAGUGCGACCAAGCCAACGCCGCACGGGCUGCGAGAGGCGUGGACAACGAUUGUAACAUCCCCACUGUUGCCACCAUGACGUGCUCUGAUACCCUGCAUUUAGAUUGGUCUAAGGAAAACCUCACUGCCCUCUGCACCAAUACUUGCUCCAACUCCUUGGCGACAUGGCUCUCAACUGUGGAAGCCAGGUGCUCUAGAGAUCAAGUGACGGCAAACGGUAUUAUUUUUGAGCCUAAAACGUUUCCUCUGAAAUAUAUUUCGGGCCACGACCUUGCCUGUCUUCAGGAUAGUUCUGAAACCUUUUGCAUUCUCGAAUCCCAGAAAUGGGACGGUAACGCUAAGAUCAAGUGGGAUAUGGAAGUUUGCUACGAUGAGGACCCUCCAGAAUUUUGUGAUGAGGAAAUGUUUUUUGACGAAGACCAAUCGGUAGCCGUCACAGACUUAUAUCAUCAAGACCAGGUGUUGGCGGAUACAUGUUCUACCGACUUACCAUUCUCAACCUCCGCCCCAACUCUUAUUCUUGGGCCCGCAACCGCAGUCCCUGAUGCUGGCCAACGAAUUAGAACAAAAAAUGCCACUACUGCUUCCAGUGCCCCUGCUGCACCUACCGAGGCUAUAUAUAAACGUUCCAUUGCCCCACGUGUGCCACUUUACACUACUACAGGUUAG
Molecule: messenger RNA, 822 nt
Organism: Ophidiomyces ophidiicola
Lineage: Eukaryota; Fungi; Ascomycota; Eurotiomycetes; Onygenales; Onygenaceae
Exons: 5
Coding region: 1-822 (273 amino acids)
Source: RefSeq, a predicted model, not a curated record